Messenger RNA from Acanthopagrus latus (yellowfin seabream), 4997 nucleotides. RefSeq lists its product as uncharacterized. The record is from RefSeq and is a predicted model, not a curated record. The transcript has 11 exons. The coding region runs from base 421 to 4761 and encodes 1446 amino acids. NCBI's taxonomy places the organism in Eukaryota, Metazoa, Chordata, Actinopteri, Spariformes, Sparidae.
UUUGGCCCGCCGCUCGCAUCGAUCCCGCAUCCUGCCUUCUCCGCCAAAGUAAGCCCAAAGUAAGCCCAAAGUAAGCCCACAUCAGCCAAUCACGUUCGUCCUGUGGGCUUACUUUUGACCAAUCACGUUCCGCCCUGUGGGCUUACUUUUGACAAAUCACGUUCCUUCCCGCUGUGGCUUGUAUUUUGGCCCGCCGCUCGCAUCGAUCCCGCAUCCUGCCUUCUCCGCCAAAGUAAGCCCAAAGUAAGCCCACAUCAGCCAAUCACGUUCGUCCUGUGGGCUUACUUUUGACCAAUCACGUUCCGCCCUGUGGGCUUACUUUUGACAAAUCACGUUCCUUCUCGCUGUGGCUUGUAUUUUGGCCCGCCGCUCUCGCGAUCUUUCUCUCUCUCUCUAUGACAACCCGUCUCUGCUUGGAUAAUGUAUGCGUACCCCGUUUUUCGUCGCCAGUCAGCCAGUUCAACUAGACUGCUGAUGGCACCCUCGGAGGAGGCAAGGGCUCUUUCAAACACCGGGUCUGGAAGGGCCAAACCCAAAGAGGAGGUGCUGGCAGAGGCCGCUAACUUUGUGGCUGGCCAUGGCGGAGACCCAGCUGACAGGCUUCUGGUACUGGCUCACUGCCAGCUGCAGUUUGGCAUGUUCCAGGGCCAGAGGUUCAGGUGGCUCCUGGAGAACAGUCUUGGAUAUGCUGUGUAUUUACUGCACAGCAUUUCCAAGGAAACAGUGCAGGCAAACCCUCUGUCUGAGAACAAACAGCUGUUCCAGGAGUUUACCUCUCAGAUCGCAGAGAUGACGGUUGAACUAGAGAAGUUUAGCCGUAAGCAGGAGAUGCAGAAGCAAGCGAAGGACACUGGAGACCAGGGCUAUUUGAUGGUGGAGUUUGGAGAUUUUAAGGGUCGCUCCAUGAAGGAAGUUUAUGAGGACCAGAGCCAGAAGGCCCAGGCCCUCAUCAAUUACCUGAAGACUGCUGAUGCCCGGCCCAACACCAACAUGGCCAUUUUCAAGACGUAUGUCUUGAAGAGACGCGCUGCAGCCACCACCCUCCCAUCUUCAGCCUCCACUUCCACUGGACGUCCUCCUGCAUCCUCCACUUCCUCUGCACCUUCUCCUGCACCCUCCACUUCCUCUGCACCUCCAGCAGGAUUCCAAAGUGGCGCAUGGAAGCCCGCCACUGUGAAAUCUCUGCUGGCGCGUGGGAAUCUGUCUCCUUCACAGCUGGUGAAAAAGUUGAUGUCACCAGUUAAACUCUCUCCAGCACCGCAGCUCACCUCACCCCGACCUUCAAAACCCCGGCAGCUUUUCCCUUCUGACUCUGCUGAGAUUGAUGAUGAGGAAAUGGUAUCUGCUGCAGCGCAGUGUGAGGCACAGCUGAAUACAGCUCUUGCAGCCACGGUGCCUCGUGAGGCCUGUGCUGAUCCUCCACCAGCAGCUCUCCUUCAUCAACCUUCAGCUGAGCUUCCCAGUCACUGGAAGGAUCAGCUUCCACCUUACCAGCACGAGUGGAUACGGCACACUCUGUUCAAGGCCAACCCACGUACUGGCAAGCCAGAGCUAGUGUCACCGCUGAAGCUUUGGUGGUAUCCUCCUCAGCCCGCCCUCAUUCACACCCAGCCUCCCGCCUCGCCUGACCACUUCUUCUGUCGGCCGUUGUUCCUGUGGAUGCCCCAGAAGAUGUGGCUGUUUCCUCUAGUCUGUGUUCGUCCAGCCUGCGGCAAGCACAGACUAACAGCCGCAGGAGUGUACAGAACAGUGCGGAAGGUGCUGGACAUCGACGGGUGGUAUGACCUUGCCACUGAGUACCUGGAGUGCAAGCGCUGUUCCAAAAAGUAUCCUGCUUGGUCUGAAGACAUCUUAGGCCAGCUGGAUGUGGGCCACCGCAGCAAGUUUCCAGCUUUGCUCACUUACAGAUACUCGUGUGGCAUCCGUGUGCUGAGGAUGAUGAGGGAGAGGACAAUGGGAAACAGCGUGACCCAGCUGUACAAAAAGCUGCAGGAACAGCAUAGCGAGGCAUGGAUGGAGCGUGUCCUGCAGUACCUGACAGCUUGUGAACCAUUCACAAGGUCCGCUGUUGUCCGUCCCUCUGUCUUUGCUGAGCCUCCCUGCUUACCUGCCCUACCCAAGCCCAAGUGGCUGUUAGCAGUUUAUGCCAGGGAUGUUCUCAGCCGGCUGCAUGAGGUGAAGGCCAAAAUCACCUCCAUCUUUGGCUCUGUCCUCAAGAUGGACUCCACCAAAAAGGUCACGAAGAAACUCGCUGGUGCUGCUGCAGGUACAGCUGCCUGGUGCACCAAUGUUGGCAACGAGUACGGUCAAGUCCUUGUCUCGGUUCUGACAGCUGGUGAGGGACAAGCACUUGACACCAUGGCAGCUGGCCUGGUGAAGCGGUACAGGGAGGCGGGUGAGGCGCCACCCAAGGUGAUCUAUGUGGACAGAGACUGCUGCAGUCAGCAUGGCCCUUGUCGGGUGAAGGCCAUGUUUGCAGGGUGGGAUGAGCUUCAGGUGCGGCUUGACAUCUGGCAUUUCAUGCGCCGUUUUGCUGCAGGUGUCACCACUGAGGCUCACCCCCUGUAUGGCAUCUUCAUGGCACGCCUGUCCACGUGCAUUUUUGAGUGGGAUCCAGAAGAUGUUGCUGCUCUUCGCCGUGCCAAGGAGGGUGAGCUGGCAGCAAGAAGUGUUGGCAACAUCUCGGAGGAGGCGGUGACCACUCGCAUCACUCGGAGGGAGUUGGCACUGCACUGCAGGAGGAGGACCCGAGGGGUGGAGGAGACCAACAGACUGAUCGGGUCACUGAUCAGUCUGUUUGACAGCGCGAGUGGGAAGGACACUCUGGGCGUUCCUCUGCUGGACCACGAACGGAUCCAGCAGAUAUGGAUGGAGCAGCAGAAACACCUUGGCUGCAUCCAAGACCCAGAAGACUUCCAGCUCUACAUCAAGACGGGCACCUUGAAGAAAGGCAACGUGGAGCUGUGCUGCUACAGGUGUGCCCGUGGCUCUACCUCCUUGGAGUCCUUUCACCUCCACCUGAACAGGUUUAUUCCAGGAACCAGUGCCAGUGAUGCGCAUUUCCAGGCGUAUCUUCUGGAAGGGCUGAUGCGCUGGAAUGAUGACCGGAUGGAGGACGCCGUAAAGGGAGCACCUUCCAUCCGCUCCUACAGCAGUGCUCUCAGAGAGGCGGUGGACCAGCUCAGCCAAAAGGUGCUAGGGAGAUGCUGGGAUGAGCGCUAUCGCACCCCUGGAGCAUACACAGGUGAAUUGCUGGGGAUGGAGUACUUGUACAGCCAGACCGGCAAGGAACUGACUCCAGUGCUCCAGAACCCAGAGGAGGAGGACAGGCUGGUGGAGGAAGUCAAUGAUGAGGACUUCCAAGAUGAGGGCUUUGUUGAAGAGAGCAUGGAGGACAUCACAGUUCCGGUGCUGUAUGAGGAUGACCCCUCCCGUGCUCUGCAGAGCAGGCCCUCAUCGUUAACGAGUCCUCAGGCCUCUCCUCCUCCUCCGCCGUCUCCACCUCAGCCUUCUUCUCCUCCGCCUUCUUCGCAUCUGCCUUCCCCACCUCCGCCCUCUCCUCCUCCUCAGGCCCCUGCAUCACCUGCUGAUGUGCCGUCCAGCAGUAUGUCUGACGAGGCUCAAGGAGCAGUGAUUGGACCGGAUGGGAUCGCUGGGUGGGACAAAGUCCAGGAUCUCGCUGUUUACCUAGUGGAUCUCCGUGAGGCUUCUUACUUCACUGACCUGCAGGUGACCCAGAUCGUCCAGCUGUGGACAGCUCUCCCUGAGGUUGACAAGCAGCGUGUCAACUACCAGCCUCGCCAUCAGGUGCGCCUGACAAGUGGCCGCUUUAAGGCUCCGAAGCGGUCUGGAGUCACACCGGGUGUGGAGAGUGUCAAACGCUGCUUGAUAGGACAUCCUGGGGGUCCUGCACAGUGGCCCAGCACCAGCCGCUUGGUUGAGGCCAUAUGCACCAAGCUGUGCAGUUUGCACAAGUCGCCCACCAAGAAGUCUGGAGUCUCCACCCCUAGAUGGUCAAAAAUCCUUGACAGCUACCACCACAUCCGGGAGCUGGUGCUCAACACUCCAAGGCUUAUGGCGGAGACCACGCUCCAGCUCUUUGAGCUAAAUCAGAAGACACUCAUUCAGUGGUUUCAACGGAGGCAGAAGACCCAGGAGAUGAGUGUCCUCUCCCAGGGAAUGGCUCCAACUAACAAGAUUCCCGUGGCACCCAACCAGCUUCUGGCCCCGAAGGAGACACUGGAGCUCCUUCCUCCAACAUCUGGCCCACGGCACCAGUUUGUCCUCCCUCCUAAUCUGGAGGGACAGGCUCCCGUCCUGCGGCCAGGCAGACGACCCGCUGCUGCCACCCCCACAGCACCAGGCACUGCACCCAACCCCACCGCACCAGGCACUGCACAGCCCAUGUCAGCUCAUUUAGGGAACUUAGUCCUGAACCCUGACAACACGCUGUCACUGGUGCUGGCAGCUCCUGGUGUCUCAACACCCAGUGCAGGCCCAGCUCAGCUUGGUUCCACACUGGGUGCUCCUGUGUCUCGCUUCACAGAGAGAAACAGACGACGGCGGGCCCUUGAGGAGGAGAGUGGAGUGCCCAAGAGGAGGUAUCUCAGAGGAGUGGCAUAUAACACGUGUGGCACGUGUGGACAGCCAAAAACCAAGGAGUUUGGCCAUAGCCGUUAUGGCAGCGCCACCUUUUGUCCACAGGCCUCACAAGGGAAAUCUCUGGAGGAGUGGCUGAAGGAACAGAGAGCACAAAAAUAGAGUGUGAACUUGUGUAUAUAGUGUAUAUAUUGUGUGUUUGAGUACAGUUCCCCAAUACAGUAUCUGACAAAAGUGGGUGCAUCCCCCACAUUUAUGAAAAACAACAUAAAUUACUCUGGGGACAACACUAUAGAAAUGACACUUUGAUAUAGCAGUAGUCAGUGUACAGCUUGUAUAACAGUUGGCAACAAAAGUAAGUACACAUGUCUAAAUUGUGCCCAAAGUGUCAAUAUUGA